This is a messenger RNA of Venturia canescens, 429 nucleotides long. RefSeq lists its product as uncharacterized. Bases 2 to 331 code for a protein of 109 amino acids. The record is from RefSeq and is a predicted model, not a curated record. Lineage: Eukaryota; Metazoa; Arthropoda; Insecta; Hymenoptera; Ichneumonidae. The transcript is spliced from 2 exons.
AAUGUUAUUGUUGCAGAUUCAAUAUUUAGGCAGCUUGAGCUCUGGCUCAGUACACGAGAAGGCUCAUCUAAUCGUGAAAGAAUCGAUUUCCGACCAGUUCUUGACGGUUGUAACCGUCCAGGGGGGUACGCGGAACUCGUGCCGGUUGGAGGACACUGCUUUGUACAAAGCAAUAUACCUUGCCAUUUGUAAAAACAUACCACCUGACGAUCGGCCGUCUCGGCGCACCGUCAUUGACGCGUUGACUGCGGCACUGAGGGCUUCAAAGCAACGGCACUGUAGAACCGUCGGGAACGAUAAAACCGACCAGCAGCCAGAGCUUGACAUUUAAUUUAAUACUAUUAAUCUCUUAAGGUAGAUCAUGCUCGAAGUAUCGUAUUUUGUGGGUGUCUACAUUAGAUCGACUUUUACUUCCCUAAUUAAAGAAUA